AUGACGACGAAAUCAUCGAUACGAAAUCUGAAAUCAAAACUGGCAAGCAGUCCUUCUGUACAUACUAUGACAACAAAUGGAAAUAAUGAAAGCAAAUGUAGUCGAAUAACAAUUAAGAAACCGUUGAGCACCGCAACGUUUCUGCCGAACAAUUCCGCGACGAAUGGAUUUAGUACUCAAUUGAAAAAACGAACAUUACAAUUGAAUAAUUUCUUUCAUUCGAAACUGAAAUCAAGUCAUUCGAGUGAUCAAACUAACAGCGCCCAUUCGACGGAACAUUCACCAUCCCCUCCACUUGUCUUUCAUGCUAUCGCUCCCACUUCAUCCGAAGAAAACAAUAAUCACCAUGAACAUAAGAUACCGAUUCUAGCAGAAAUUCACAAGAAGCCGCAGAGUGAAUCUCAAUCACUGGCGACUCGUCGUAUCGCUAAUGUUCUUAACCAUACGAAUAUUAAAGCGAUGUCAUCAGAUCUCGAUGAUCUGCACGGGCAAUCGAGCUGUUCAGACGAAGAUGAAAGUCAUUUGAACAGUCGAUCUGUGGAAGUUGACGCUGAUGCUGAUGAAUCUGAUGAUGAUGAUGUGAAACGACCGAAAAAAUCUCGUCGGAUGCAAAAGCCUCGUAAAACAGAUAAUUGUCUAUCAAUACAAAAAUCUGACCAUACGAAUGGAAAGCUUCAUCUUUCAAGUUCAAAUGAAGAUGACAAAGAACAGCCUCUCACCAAUGGAAACAAUGAUCGUAAAUUGAAAUCCUCAUCAGCAAAAACAUCCGAUCAUAUAACUAGUCCAACAACAACGGACGAUGAUCAGGUAUCGACUCCAAGUCCAACGAUAAAUCCCUCUGUAAAUCAAUCAUCGACGAAGAAACCCAACCGGUUUCAAGUGAACACAAUUCGUAAAUCUCAGCAACAGCAAAUUCUAAUGGAGAAUGCCAUGAAAGCACGAGCAUCUACCAUAAACGAAGAAGAUUGUUCUGUGCCUCAUCAAACGUUGAGUUCACAAUCAAAAGCAUUGACGAUCGAAAGGAAAAAUACGAAUACACCAACUACAGACGGUGAAAACUCAACGGUCAAUUCCACUAAUGUCAUUCAGAACAGCACUUCGACAUCAAUUCCCACAGAAAGCGGUCAUCAUCACCACCAUCAUCAUGUUCGUUUCCAGGCUGCUCUCCAGGGAAAACCAGAAUCAACGACCGAAGAAGAGAAAGUUUCAAAUCAAUCGGUAAUACAAACAACAUCAACAACAACCCCAGUACCAACUCCGGCUCCCGCACUAUCAACAGUUUCUGCUCAUGGAGAAGAUGAUGAAGAAGGAGAAGCAAUUGCGAAAAGUCCUGACGAACGAUUUAUUAAAUAUGCAAAAGAAAUCGGACGUGGUGCUUUCAAAACAGUCUAUCGUGGUUUAGACACAGAGACAAGUGUUGCCGUUGCUUGGUGUGAACUACAAGAUUUUGCACAAUUUGAUAAACAUGAACGUGCCCGUUUUAAAGAAGAGGCUGAAAUGUUGAAAAAGUUGCAACAUCCAAACAUCGUACGCUUCUAUGAUUUCUGGGAAGAAACCAAUCCACGAACGAACAAGAAGGUCAUCAUUCUUGUAACAGAAUUAAUGACAUCAGGUUCUUUAAAAGGAUACAUUCGUAAAUUUAAAGGACAAAAGGAAGAGAAGCGCAUCAAUGUGAUGAAGAAAUGGUGUCGUCAAAUUCUCAAAGGUCUUGCUUAUUUACAUAGUCGAAAUCCUCCGGUGAUUCAUCGUGACUUAAAAUGCGACAAUGUAUUUGUAUCGAGCACAACCGGCUGUGUAAAAAUCGGUGAUCUUGGCUUAGCAACGUUUAAAACACAAACGUUCGCUAAAAGUAUGCGCGGUACGAUGGAAUUCAUGGCGCCCGAAAUGUUCGAUGAACAAUACGAUGAACUGGUGGACAUUUAUUCAUUUGGCUUAUGCAUGUUGGAAAUGAUUACCGGUGAAUAUCCUUACAUUGAAUGUAAAGGUCCAACUGCUGUGAUCAAACGCGUAACGGCUGGCUUAAAACCCGAUUGUUACUACAAAGUCGAAAAUGAAGAUGUACGGGAAGUUAUUGAUUGUUGUAUACGUACGAAUAAAUCGGAACGGUUAUCUGUACAUGAAUUAUUACAACAUUCAUUUUUUCUUGAUGAUAAUGGUUUACGAAUUGAUUUCGUACGUGAUACAGCGAAUGAUUCACAAGUUGUACUCACCAAUAAUUCGAAAGUCGUACUCACCAAUAAUUCCAUUGAUUUAAAAUUGAAAAUUAUCGAUAAAUCCAAACGAAAAGCUUUGUGGACUGAACAUGAAGCUAUUCGUUUCCGAUUUAACUUUACCACUGAAACACCUGAAGAAAUUGUCAAUGAACUUAUCGAAAAGAAGUACAUCUUAGAAGACGAUAAAAAAUUUGUUCUACAAUCGAUCAAAGAUCGAUUUCGAGCUUAUCAAUACGAACAAAUCGAUCGCAAAGCUGGAGUCUUUUGUCGAGACGCAAAACCAACGGUUAAUCAUACACAUCAACCUUCUCUUCUUGGACAAUCACAACCGUCCCAACAAGUAGUAACAUCAGUUCCACAACAGCUACAACUGCCACCAACUACACCACUUAUUAUUCCUCAGCAAGUAACAUCAAUGCCAGCAGCUACUCCAACACCAACGAUCGUUUCUCAACCAUCGAUUGAUGCAUCGCAACAACAACAACAACAACAUCUAUCGUUGUCAAUCACAAAACCAACAGGAGACCUGUCCCAGCCAAAGCCUAUAGUUACAACAGAACCAAUACCUAUACCCCCGAUCGCAGAAUUGAGUUCUAGUGUAUCGAAUUCAGCUGGCAGCUUGGAAAAAUUGGAUGCAGCUUUGAAGAUCACGUUGUUCAAUAAAACAAAGCCAUCACAGAGCAUAAGCACACCAUCGACUAUUGCAAAUGACAUUAGCGAGCCACCAACACCAAUAAUGGUGCAAGAUGAAUCAUCAACCACACGCUCAGUUGAUGAUCAACGGCAAGUGAAAGAGUCCGGAGGUGCAAUCACCUCCGACCUAGCUACAAAUAUUUUUCAAUCGACGACACCAGUGACAGCACAAACUCAAUCACAACCAACAACAAUGUUAACAAGUCAUCAACCACAUAUUUUACAAAAUCCUCUUCUUUUAACACAAACACCAUCGAGUUAUCCUUAUUCAACAAUGGCACCGACACCACAUCUUAUCAAUACAACUUUAGCCAGCGAUCCUCUCAAGCAAUUGGCACCGCCUCCUCCUUCUUCUUCUACUACAUCUUCUACAGCGACACCCACGCCGUCGACAGCAGAAACUAUUGAAAAUAGUCAUGCAUCUCUCUCCUCCCCCUAUAUACACGAAGCAAUACAAUCGUCUCUUUCAUCAGACGCAUCAUUACCAAAUCAGCCGCAGAUGCCGGAUAGCCUGAAACAUCUUGAUGCACUACUCAAAAAUGCAUUGAAAAAUACUAAUAAACCAACUGGUACAGCGCAGGCUAGUGAUUCAGAAACGUCUAACACAACUAUUCCCCAACCACCAACUGGUACUAAUGAAACAUCGACGAAAUUACCUGAGAUUGAAACUGAUGAAGCCAAAGUCAAAGUAAACGAUCCAAACAAUACUUCCAAUUCAACUGUCUCAUCAAUAUUUCAUUCUCAACCGAGUACCUCAUCAAUUAUACUUCCAGUGCCUAUUCAACAGAACAAACCUCAAUCAGCGAGUUAUAUCUCAACUCAUCCGAAACUCUCCGUAUUAUCUGACGGAAAUAUUCACGAGUUAGAAAUCUUACUUAAAAGUCCACAAAAUCGAUCGUUGUCCAAUGAUGAUACGAUCGUCUCAUCAUCUAAUGAACUAACUGAUAUCAAAUCAAUGAUUGGGGAUUUAAGUCGAACAUUGUUGACACGUAUGAAUACAAUCGAAAGUAAGAUUGAUGAACAUCGAAAUCAAACCAUGCAAAUCAACAAUCUCCUGACAACAACUGUCCUUCCAUCCUUGGUUGAUCUUGCUGCCAUCAUCGAUGAAAAUCCCAAUUUAGAUUCUCGGAUACGAAUGAAACUUGAACACAUUCGCACAACUGUUCGAUCAACCCAACAACAACAACAACAACAACAAACUGAAAUGAAAGAUUUAAUGGAAAUUUAA
This is a messenger RNA of Adineta ricciae, 4134 nucleotides long. NCBI's taxonomy places the organism in Eukaryota, Metazoa, Rotifera, Eurotatoria, Adinetida, Adinetidae. The record is from the annotation of a GenBank genome assembly.